Molecule: messenger RNA, 1232 nt
Organism: Clarias gariepinus (North African catfish)
Lineage: Eukaryota; Metazoa; Chordata; Actinopteri; Siluriformes; Clariidae
Gene: foxr1
Product: forkhead box R1
Exons: 6
Coding region: 5-1036 (343 amino acids)
Biological process (GO): regulation of DNA-templated transcription
Cellular component (GO): nucleus
Molecular function (GO): DNA-binding transcription factor activity; sequence-specific double-stranded DNA binding
Source: RefSeq, a predicted model, not a curated record
AACAAUGUUCCUCCAAGAGAAAGAAAAGAACGAAAGAAAGAUGUUUCUCAAGCUUCGAGCUCGCGAGAAAUUUCUAGACCUCCACCUGAGCACGGGGCUUCAUGACUGGGACAUGAACGAGGAGAUCCACCUCAGCACCACCACCGACCAGUUCUAUCAGGACGACAAGAGGAAUGAGCAGUAUUUGGCACAGUGGCAUUAUGCCAGAAUCUCAAGAAAAACUUUCCCUGAAGAGCUUCAUCAGCCAAACCCUCCUGCUGAGAGUAAAGAAUCUGUAAUACAGCCAAAUCUGUGGUUGAUGGUGAACCCCUGUCUGGCCUGCCCCAUCAAAUACCCUGUUCGAGACAAAAUGCCAUCGCUUCCGAAACUAACAAUAGACAGAUCUGUGUCAGGUCCUGCCCUUCCUGUGUCAGGACAAAACCUGCACCGGCUGUCGUGGUCUGGCGAAACCUGUCUGGAUGAAUCGCUGCAUGAUGCGUCUCUCUCGAGCGAGUAUCAGCUCACAGAUGAUGACGCAUCCUCGGAGGACGUGGCGAUCUACCGUAAGGUGAAAGGCGCCCGGAGAGGACGGGCACCCAAGGAGCCGGCAUCACGCAGGCUGGGCCUGGCUCGGGCUCAAAGCAGGCGGCUGCAGAGAGUCCUGCAGGAUAGCUGCAACCUGAAGAACGGCGCCUGGCCUCGGCCGCCCGUCAACUACUGCAUCCUCAUCGCCAUGGCACUGAGCAGCAGCCGCUCUGGGAGUCUGAACGUCCAGCAGAUCUACAACUUUACCAGGGAGCACUUCCCUUUCUUCCUAACAGCGCCCGAUGGCUGGAAAAACACCAUCCGCCACAACCUGUGUUUCAGCAACAGCUUCAGAAAGACGCCGCAGCAGGUGACCAGCGACGGGAAGAGGAAGUCCUGCCUGUGGCACCUGACGCUGGACGGUCGGAGAAGACUGAGAAAUGAAAUCCACACGCUCACUGCAGACUCCUUCAGAAUGCUGAAGAGGAGCAUGAACUACCCAGAUAUGAUGCAAGCACUGUUUGAGUUGUAAUCUGGCUCCGGAGCCUGGAGGAGUUAAAAAAAAAAAAAGACUGGAUUUGGGGACAAUGUGGUUUCUGAUCGUGUGCACUGGUUUAUUUUCUUGUUUACUUGAACUUAUUUUUUCUUUUGUGGCUUUUUUCCUGACUUGCUUUCAAGUUUGAUUGUAGAAAAUAAAUAAAAUAAUAUCUGCACUAAUUUGCAAUAAA